AUGCCUGAGACAGGUUUUAGAGCAAUCAAUGAGACCAUCCAGUUGAGCGUUCCAACGUUUGCUAGUCCAACUACUGUCUCAUCUGUUAACGGAUGGAUCGUCAUUCAGCAGAGGAUUGAUGGCUCGACGAGUUUCAAUGAAACCUGGAAUGCUUAUAAGAAUGGAUUCGGUACUUAUAACAAAAAUUUCUGGUUCGGUUUGGAAAAAAUAUACCAGUUGAUGGUUGCAGAUGAUUACAGGUUGAGGUUUGAAAUCCUCAUCAACGGCUCCUGGUUCUCCGAUGAACAUGAUUAUUUUGUGAUCAGUUCGUCAGCUCAGAAUUACAAACUCAACGUAUCUGGAUACAGCGGGGAGUUCAGCGACGUCUUGAACACCGUGAAAACCUACAUUCUCCACAACGGAAUGAAGUUUUCAACCAUCGACCAAGAUAACGAUCUCGUUCCUACAAGCUGUUUUCUUCUGGAAAUUGGUUCAACCAGUGUGGUUCUCAAAGUGUGA
Molecule: messenger RNA, 498 nt
Organism: Helobdella robusta
Lineage: Eukaryota; Metazoa; Annelida; Clitellata; Rhynchobdellida; Glossiphoniidae
Exons: 3
Coding region: 1-498 (165 amino acids)
Source: RefSeq, a predicted model, not a curated record